AUGAAAUCUUCACAGGAGAUAUUGUCUCAGCGGGCUGAGGAGCAACUUUCUUUAACAAAGGAACCACAUAAACGAUCUCAGCCACGUUUUGACGUUGAAGUUGUGCCGGCGAUUACGUUAGAGAUCGAAUCUAUGAGUAUUAACGUUGACGAUGAACGGCCCUACAUCGUAAACACGUUUUCUGUGCCCAUCACUCGUCCUGAGCUCGUCGUGGAUAAGCCGGUUGACGGCGAAAGCCGUUCGCUUUUCAAAGUGUGGUCGAAGAACUGGCGUCUGCCACCGAUUCGUCGUGGAACAAUCUCCCGUCAUUUCUAUACCAACACUGAAGAAUCGACGGAGAAAUCGUCGUCGUGUUUCACUCGAAUCAAACAAAGAGCACUACUUGAUUACGAGCAACAAACUAUAUCUGGUGUCGAUGUGCAAAUAUGCUUACAUACUUGCCUUCACAUAAGCUCAUUCUAUUGUGCUAGCGUGAACUACGACAAACUGAGACAUGCAAUUGAUUCUGCUACCUUUAAGAUGUGCACUUUGAACGGUGGAAGCGUAUAUUUCAACAACGCUGAACUCAAGAAUUCAACAUCUGAUUACUAUGAGAACGAGUGCAAUCAAGUUCGAAAUUCGCAACGAACAGUGAGUAGCACAGCGACGUUCGGAUCCAUAGCGACAUUGCCGACCCGAUGUUUCGAGAUAAUGACCAACUCAGUGCUACUCAGUUUUGAUGGAAAACUUGUGGAGAACGCCGCUUCGUUAGAGGAAUGUCAAGCUGCAUGUAUUCUGAGUGAUCGACAAUGUGGUGCAUUAAAUUGGAUACCAAACAGAAAAGGUUGUAUGCUGUUCGGCAUCGGAUACGAUAUGAAAUCCGUUGUGUUCAGUUCGAAUGCACAGUUUUUGAUUCAUAAAUGUGCAGGACGUAAGGAGCCCUUCAAGGUUCAGCAGAAGGGAGAUUACUACGACGAACGUUACGAAUCUUCAUAA
This is a messenger RNA of Angiostrongylus costaricensis, 975 nucleotides long. Lineage: Eukaryota; Metazoa; Nematoda; Chromadorea; Rhabditida; Metastrongylidae. The record is from the annotation of a GenBank genome assembly.